This is a messenger RNA of Quercus robur (English oak), 1820 nucleotides long. Its product is annotated as fructokinase-like 1, chloroplastic. Gene Ontology annotation, biological process: plastid transcription; chloroplast organization. Bases 1 to 1533 code for a protein of 510 amino acids. The record is from RefSeq and is a predicted model, not a curated record. Gene Ontology annotation, cellular component: chloroplast nucleoid. Lineage: Eukaryota; Viridiplantae; Streptophyta; Magnoliopsida; Fagales; Fagaceae. The transcript is spliced from 2 exons.
AUGGCUUCAUUUCAGCUACUUCACUCUCUUCCACUCUUUCUCACAAACCUUAAACUUCAAAAAAAUCACAGAAAAGCUUCAUUUUUAGCUUCAGAUUCAGAGCCUCAAAAUAGUCAUACGCUCACACAUAUUGCUAGAGAUUCAUACACUUCUAACAAUGGAGCUCUUGACUCGCCAAAACCCACUCGCCGAGUCAGAACAAAGAAACCCACUUCGUCCUCUUCUUCUUCUUCUUCUUCUUCUUCAACCAUUACACCAAAGAAAACCAAGCGUUCGACAAAAACAAAAGUCGAAAAAUCCAAACUUGAAGCUAAAGAGACCACAAACGAAGCUAAAAACACAGACCCAGAUCCAAAUUCCGAUGAACUCUUCGACUACGACGAUGGAAUUGACUUUCCAUACUUGGACCCACCUCUGAUUUGCUGCUUCGGCGGUGCACGCAAAGAGUUUGUGCCCACAGUCCGAGUCUCCGAUAACCAAAUGCACCCUGACAUAUACUCGGAGUGGAAGAAUCUCCAGUGGGACCCACCAGAGUUCGUGAGAGCUCCAGGUGGGCCCCCAUCCAACGUGGCGAUCUCGCACGUGCGGCUCGGCGGGCGUGCGGCGUUUAUGGGAAAAGUUGCGAAGGACGAGUUUGGGGAAGAGCUGGUGAGGACGAUGAAUGUGGAGAGAGUGCAGACUCGAGCUGUGAAGUUUGAUAAGAGUGGUGGUGUUAAAACUGCUUGUGCGUAUGUGAAGAUUGUGUUUGAUGAGGAUGGGAAGAUGAGGAGCGAGGUUGUGAAAGAGGCUGCUGAGGAUUCUCUUCUUGCUGAUGAAUUGAACCUAGCUGUGCUCAAAGAGGCUAGACUUUUUCAUUUUAAUUCAGAAGUUCUGAUCUCCCCUUUGAUGAAAUCUACCCUUUUUAGGGCAAUUGCAUGGUCUAAAAAGUUUGGAGGUCUUAUAUUCUUUGACUUGAAUCUGCCCUUGCCUCUGUGGAGAUCACGUGAUGAGACAAGGGAGAUAAUCAAGAAAGCCUGGAGCGAAGCAAACAUCAUUGAGGUUUCAAGGCAGGAGCUAGAAUUUCUUCUAGAUGAAGAUUAUUAUGAGAGGAAAAAAAAUUACAGGCAUGAAUAUUAUGCUGAAAAUUUUGAGCAAACCAAGAACCGGCGAAAUUACUACCAUUAUACACGAGAAGAAAUCUCUCCGUUGUGGCAUGAUGGUCUUAAAUUUUUGUUUGUGACUGAUGGAACUCUUCGAAUUCAUUACUAUACCCCUUCAUUCGAUGGAGUGGUGAUUGGGACAGAAGAUGUGCUCAUCACCCCAUUUACCUGUGACAGGACUGGCUCUGGUGAUGCUGUUGUGGCAGGUAUUAUGAGAAAGCUGACCACUUACCCUGAGAUGUUUAAAAAUCAAGAUAUUUUGGAGAGGCAGCUUCGCUUUGCAAUUGCUGCAGGAAUCAUAUCACAAUGGACUAUUGGUGCUGUGAGAGGUUUUCCUACUGAAAGUGCAGCACAAAAUUUGAAAGAACAAGUUUAUAUACCUUCAAUGUGGUAGAGCAGAAAAGGUUUACGUACCUUUAACACAGAGCAGAUCAUAAAACAUGAUUAUUCGUAGCUUUCAAGGCGUUUAUUGUAUGUUAUCUAGAGCAUUGAGAAUUUUGUCUCUAAUGAAGGUGAGGAAGAAGUUUUGAAAAGAUUCCAUGAAAUUUUUCACGGGUCCAAUUUGUUGGAUUCCAGGCCAUACUGAAUCAGUUAUAAUAGUGCACUUGAUUAUGUGCAUUUUGUUGGUGAGAAAUGACUUAACAGUUCCUCUUGUAAUGAUAUCAGAAUUUUUGUGGUCAA